Molecule: messenger RNA, 1950 nt
Organism: Mycena citricolor
Lineage: Eukaryota; Fungi; Basidiomycota; Agaricomycetes; Agaricales; Mycenaceae
Source: the annotation of a GenBank genome assembly
UGUGACCUCCCCCUUCGUCUCGUCUGCUCGAGCUGGCAUGACUACACCUCGCAGACUCUCCUCGGACUCUUCGAAGGCAUAAUUCUGCGCAACGACAGCCAAGCAGCACGCUUUUGCAGUCUCGUGCGCACGAGUCCGCGCGCCGGUAUCCGUGUGAAAAGUAUCGUUGCGUCCCACCUUUCCGUCACUGCGGUGUCGUCGGAUUUGCUGUCGGAGGACAUGCAAGAGCGGCUCCCGAACCUGCAUUGGCUAUUCUUCUACGACCUGCGGUACACGGCAAUCCCGCGCGACCAGCGGCUGGGCACCUGGACUCAGGUAAAAAAGGUGCAUUUCGACGGGGACUAUGUUAUCGAGACCGUGGAUGGCCUGUGGGACUGGGUUGCGCUCUUUGCGGAGUGUGGCUCUCUUACUUUCGUCGGGAUGCUGUGCAAGGCCCCGAUCCCAAUGGGAGUGGUAUCGCCGUCGGACCCUCCACGUGUCCACCUGCGGUCUCUGAUCUUCGAUGUGUCCAGCAUCAUGAGGCCGACCUUUCCCGCAGCGUUGGCCUCCCCAAAUCUCCGCGUCGAUAAGCUGACACUGCUCAUCUACGACGCGUCCUGCUACACAACUCUCCUCCACGUCCUCGCCCCAAAGCUCCAAGAGCUGCGGCUCUCGCGCGCCAACUUCCUCGACGCAAUUCCUCUAAAAAUAGCGGAUGGCUGCUCCCCCGAGCUACACACGGUCACCCUCCGUCUCGUGAACCUCAGUGCGCAGGAGAUGACUCUCAUGCUAUCUGACAUCCGAGUGAUCCUUCGCGCAUCACCCAAUCUAUCCCGCAUCCUAUUUACACUUCCCGACAUGGCCACCGUCGAUCGGGUGACACUCGUGGCACAGGCCUGGGGUGAACUGGAUACGCUACUCGCUGGAACUGUCGACCGUGUCUGCAUCAGACCGAUUUACUCCGACUAUGCAGAAGUUUCGUGGCGGCCUGGAUUGCAAAAUGUUCUGACUACGUGUAUGCCUCAGCUGACCGAUCUCGGUGCUCUCCAUUUUGAGCCAAGAUAAUUCCGGCCAUCUGGCCAUCUUGUGUGGAACUGACGCUGGCCAAGCCGUUGAUGCACUCGCUGUGUGCGUUGGCAACUGCAGUUCGGCCUAGCGCCGGCAGCCAUGCGGCCGGGGUGCACUUGUAAUUCUAUGCAGCUAGCUGACUGCACCGUGUAUUGGCAUUGAGAACAAGAGCACUUGGACCAGCACUUUAGCGGCGACUUGACGGCCGUGAGGAUUCGGAAGUAAACAAGGACGUGCAACGAUCCAUCAAUCUAUUGAAGAGUAUUAUGCGCUCGACGACGAGAGCUCGAAUCGAAUGCUUUCUGUUAUCGGAUCGUGUUGCUGUCACAGCGUCAGAACGGCGGGCAAAAGCGAAGCCAAAGCUGUUGGGAUCACAUCAUUUCCUGUCGGCUGGGCUCGACGGGUAUCUUGGCCACUAAACGCGCUUAACCUCCUUGGUCAGAGACUCCCCAAUCUGCCUCGAGUAGAUUUUUGCCUCUCGCCCUGUCCGGCAUUCGAGCGAUCCUGAGCGCAUCACCCAACCUAUCCCGCAUCCGAUUUACCUUUUGUGAGCCCAUCACCCACCCCACAUUGUCACAGACGGCAUGGGCCUGGAGCAUUCUGGAUACUGUCCUUGCUGGAACGGUCUACAAUGUUUGCAUCAGAUUUCUUUACCCCUUCAGAGACCCAGGAGAUCUGCGACAGCUCGAAUGCGAGAGUGCCCUGAAAGCGUGCAUGCCUCGGCUUACCGAUCUCGGUGCUCUCCAGUUUGAGUACGAGUAGGAUGGCUCUUCUCUGUUAUUGUUUGCUCCACGAGUUGAUUGCACAUGAUAUACUCAGAUGGACCCAAAUGUCCGCACAUAGAUAUUCGAGUACAUACUUAUGUGACCUCUCUUUCGAAUCUUGACACUACGAUGACCAGGU